CCAACAAAGAGAGUGGUUUGAAACCUAUUUAAGGAGCAAUACGCAAAUUGCGCAGUGCUAACUCGUCAUCUUGUGGCGACGAAUUCACAACUUUAUCUCCUCUAAUAUCCCGUUUUCCCACCAACUUGACGAUACAUCAGAACCAUGGCUUCGUCCAACAAAGAACACUUCAGGUUAUUCAAAAACAAGGCACUUGACUCAGAAGAGCUGAGGAGGAGAAGAGAAGAAGUUGGAAUUCAGCUCAGAAAACAAAAGAGAGAGGAACAGCUUUUCAAGAGGAGAAACGUAGAUGUUGUCCUAGAACCACCAGAUAUCACAGUCCAGGAGAACUACAUCUCCUCAUCACAGAGUUCUGUCACACAGGACAUGGUCGAAAGAGUAAUGUCAGAUGACCCAGAAAUGCAACUCAACGCUACACAGAGGUUUAGGAAAUUGCUAUCAAAAGAGCCUAACCCACCCAUCGAUGAGGUGAUUCAGAUGGGCGUGGUUCCGAGGUUUGUGCAGUUCCUUCAGGCUGAAACUAACAGUGUCCUCCAGUUUGAAGCUGCCUGGGUCCUCACAAACAUUGCAUCCGGUACCACCGCCCAGACUGGAACUGUCAUAGAUGCAGGUGCUGUCCCAAUCUUUAUACAACUGCUUCAAUCCCCAUACGACGAUGUCCAAGAACAGGCUGUAUGGGCUCUAGGUAACAUUGCAGGAGACAGUGCAGAAUGCAGGGAUCGUGUCCUGAACUGCGGUAUCCUCGUCCAUCUACUAGCGGUACUUUCAAAAUCCAAUAGGCUUUCAAUGACUAGGAAUGCUGUCUGGGCCCUGUCCAAUCUGUGCAGAGGAAAGCCCCCUCCAGAUUUCAAGCAAGUGUCUCCUUGUCUACCAGUGUUAUCCCGUCUCCUGUUCAGUAGCGAUCAAGAUGUUCUAGCCGACGCCUGCUGGGCACUGUCCUAUCUAUCGGAUGGACCUAAUGAAAAGAUCCAGGCUGUCAUUGACAGUGGUGUCUGCCGCAGACUCGUAGAACUACUCAUGCAUUCUUCCAAUAGUGUGGUAUCAGCUGCCCUGAGAGCUGUAGGUAACAUUGUCACUGGUGACGAUGUCCAAACACAGGUUGUCUUAAAUUGUUCAGCCCUUCCCUGCCUUCUAAGCCUGCUAAGUAGCUCCAAGGAAUCCAUCCGAAAGGAGGCCUGCUGGACGAUAUCCAACAUCACCGCCGGCAACCGUGCCCAGAUACAAGCUGUGAUUGAUGCUAACAUCAUCCCAACGUUGAUAGACAUCUUGGGUAAGGCUGAAUUCAAGACUAGGAAGGAAGCCGCCUGGGCCAUCACCAAUGCUACUUCAGGCGGUCGCCCCGAACAAAUCAGUUUCAUUGUUGACCAGGGUUGCAUCAAGCCUUUGUGUGACCUCCUGACCGUGAUGGACAACAAGAUCGUCCAGGUGGCCCUCAAUGGACUGGACAACGUCCUCAAGCUAGGUCAGACCGAUGCCAAGGCCUCAGGGACACCCAACAGAUAUGCCCUCAUGGUGGAGGAGUGCGGAGGUCUCGACAAAAUUGAGUUUCUCCAGAGCCACGAAAACCAGGAGAUUUACCAACGAGCCUUCGAGAUCAUCGAGCACUACUUCAGCGCUGACGAGGAGGAUGAGAAGCUGGCCCCAGGGGUCAACGCAGAUGCCCAGCAGUUCAACUUUAACCCCCAGGACAACGUCCAAGGCUUUGAGUUCUAGACCGACGGUCAUAAUACCUAUCCGGGGGUGAAGUUUUAUCCACCUUUGAAGGUGCAGUGAGUUAACUAAUAGAAUCUAAGGUGUAUACAGAUUAUAACAAGCUGGGGGUGAUGUUGUAUUAUUCGAUAGAGAGGCACUGAUUGUAGCCUUCUCGUUGGUGGGUGAUGGGGUUAGCCAUAACACUACUGUUACUCAUUUGUAGUAUGAGUUUGUGUAAUCGAUAUAUAGCAAUUGUCAUACAAACUAAGUUAACAUGGUUCCUUCGAUGAGCAAGGUAUGAACUUCAACUCAUGAGUAGCCAAAAACAAAUUUGUCAGAAGUGAGAAAAUAGACUUUUAAAAUACCUGAUGUCACUAUAACCAACUAAUGCUAGUUCAUGAUUAAUGAGUGCAACUCCUGUUUCGACAAGAGAUUCAAUUCAAUUCAAUUCGUUCCCUUUUGGAUAUAGCUUUAAAUUUGCAUUUAAAAAUUGCAAUUACUAUGAAGGGUUGAAUUUGCGAUAGAAUUCACCCUGAUCAAUGCAGCGAAAAAGUAUAGAUUUCAAUGUGUCUGUACUUUGUCAGAAAAGGGGGAAGGAGAUGCACCUUUCUUGAGAAAUACUGUGCUUUUUAAAUGGCGUCACUUCAAUCAUUUAAUAAGGAUGAUCUCAAUUGUUCAUGACCAGUGAGAAUCGAACAGGCAAGAUAAUAACCAGACCAUCAGGAUUCAAAAUUGCAAUACACAUGUAUGUAAAAAUGAAAUCUUGUGACACAAAAAGCCUGAUGCUUUUAUCCAUAAAUUCCCGCUAGGGUGUAACCUUCUACAGAUGAUCAUUUAAAUUGAUGAAUGUGGGAUGACAAAAAUGGAAAUCAUGGAAAAUGUAAAAAAAAGAGGAAGAUAGAGGAUGUGCAUCUGUAAAUAUAUGAUAGAGUCAUUUGUAAAUUCAUCAUACUCUGUUGUGUAUUGUAGAUUAUGAGUGUAUAUAUACGGUCAUGGGGAUUGCCAUUUUAGUUUCUCCCUCUUCUCUUUUCCCUCUCUUCAAAGUCUAAUGUAUAUCAGGGAUUCUUGCUUCUGAAGCGUAGUGAAUCCCGUUCAAAAUGCUGGAAUCUUAAAUCUAAUCGUUUGAUGUGAGAGCGACAUUUGAAAGACAAUACUAACUUGUGAAAAUAUUCUCUUUCGGUCCGUCACCUCUUUCUCUUUCCUUAUCAUAUUUCCUUCCAUUGCAUAUCAUAUAAAGCCUUGUGCUUUGAAAGAGAAGUGAGUUUAUAAGCAAUAUGUCUAUCUAAGGUGUUUAAAUUUCGCUUCACAUCAAGUUUGAGGCAAAUCUGUUUUUAAAAAACAACACUGUGUACAAUGAUUGUUUGCAGCAUGUGUGAUUCAGUUUCUGACAUUGCAUGUCAUUCCGUUUGUAGCUCUUACUCUACUCCCAGUCUGCAUUGUAAAUAUCAUGCAUAAGGUAUGGGACAAACAAAAAAAGAGAAAAAAUAUAAAAAUUAUCUUAUUCUCUGUCAGAAAAGUGCUGCAAAUCCAGAGGUAUAUUUCUCAAGUGCUAUUUAAGACUGUUUCGCAGGGUUAUGGUUCAACUUUCACAAAGCUUGGCGGCUUGUGGAAGAUCCUGUUAGCUUCCCAAAGAUUCACACGUGUGUUUACCUCUAGAUCUUAUUUGAAGAAGAAAAAAAAGAAUAGAUUCUCUGCCUUAUUAUGACGAUUUAUGUAAUCCUGCUGUGGGAAUCAGUCGGAUGAUAAUGUUACAUAUACACAGUGUACAAAAAAAAAAGAGAAAAAAAAAGAAAAAUACAGGAAAAUGAAAAAAAAUUGUAGGAGAAUGUUAAAAUCUUAUUCAACGUAUUAUUCUUCUGAAGAAUGAAAUCAUGAUAAGAGAGUAUAAGCAUUAUAUAAUACAGCUACUUCUUGCAUGUUUUACAUGUUUCAAGUAUGAUGGGAAUUAUUUAGCAUCGUUACCCUGAAUAUUGGUGGUAAUUCCGGCAACGAAUUUUUCACGUCUCUUCUCCACUCUGUUUGUUGAUUCAUCGAGUUGAAUUUGUUUCUCGAGAAACUAGCUUUAGCCCAUACUUGUAGAUUUAAAAAACUUCUUAUUAAAAAAGAAGAUUAUAAUGUAGUUGGUUAGUACUUAGUAGUAGAUCAAUGUAGGAUGAUUUUUAAUGGAAUUUCCCUGUGAAUUAUCCACCGUGUAUGUUAACAAUAAGUGCGUGAUAUGGAGACAAAAUUAUUUUGACAUGAACCAUACAUUAUGGACGAAAGUCCUUGCACAUUAGCAAACAUACAAGCGAAACAUCGAGGACAUGAUGCAAAAAACAUCAACAUAAACAAGCCUUUUUUAUUAUUGUGUAUUUUAUUGAAGAAAUAUUGACAUUAACAUGUACAUUUUCAGCCUCUCCACAGGUACAAUGCUAUCAUUUGACUUAAUAAUGCUGUUUAAGAAAAAUGUUUGUAAUUGCAAUUUUUCAACCA
Molecule: messenger RNA, 4164 nt
Organism: Strongylocentrotus purpuratus (purple sea urchin)
Lineage: Eukaryota; Metazoa; Echinodermata; Echinoidea; Camarodonta; Strongylocentrotidae
Product: importin subunit alpha-7
Biological process (GO): NLS-bearing protein import into nucleus
Cellular component (GO): nucleoplasm; cytoplasm; nucleus
Molecular function (GO): nuclear import signal receptor activity; protein binding
Source: RefSeq, a predicted model, not a curated record